UGCUGGGGAGGAGGCGACUGAGUGCCCGCCGUUCUCUCCGGGAUGCUCCCUUCUCAGGGAAGGCCACCCACCCAGAGAAGUGGAUCACUCGGGACGCAUAGGAACCCCAUCCCCGGGGGCCCAGACCCAGGCCCUGGUCCCUCCCGGCCAGACUGUGGGCGCCCUGCCCGGGCGCUCUCCAACGGACUUCUACUGAUAUCUGCAGAGCCCGCUCAAACGCGCCCUACAGGACGCCUGCCUAGAUAGCCUCCCGGCACUGCCCCCAGUUUGCCUGGCGCUGGAGCAGAGGACAGCGUUGUUAAGGACAGUGACAACUGGGGCAUGGAGGAGGAUGGGCCAGCACAGACCUCUUCUCGGUCUUGGAAUCAGGAAGGCUUCCCGGAGGAGUCCUACCUGGGCCGGGAAGAGCUGCGACAGAGCGCAACCCGGUAUGAGAAGUUCUGGGGACCGCGCCCAUUUCGUAGACGGAAAAACCGCGAGGGCAGGAGCCGCCGGAGGCCGGGGCUGGCCGAGGUUCCCGGACCCCCUCCUCUCCUCUCCCGCACCGCCCGAUGCACUGGCCGCGCACUCCCGGGCUGCGCACUCGCCAGACGAGGGAGGCAAGGCCGAGUUUCACGCCCCCAACCCUCCAAAGCCCUCGCUGCCCACUCCUCGGAAGAUCUUCACCCUCCAGGUCUAGAGCGACCUCGGCCCUGGGUCCUGACAGACCGCUGCCGUCCGGGCCCGCACCGGUGUGGUCCCGGCUCACCGCAGAGCUGCAGCCACAGCAGGACCCGGCCCAGGACGCCCAUCUCGCCUCUGCUCCUUGCACCCGACCAGGAGACUUUGCCCCCACUGGACCCACGUGACCAGGCAGGUCGGGUGGGGGCACCAGGGUCCGUUACACAUUUACCUCCAGACCCGCCCAGGGCCGACUCUUCAGGCCCCUGGGAGGCACCUUCUCAGCCUCCCCUUACCCGCCCCUGCAGGGCCUGAACACCUUAGGUUCUCAGGAAGAAGGGCAAAGAAGAAGGGCUUGGCGAGACUGACCUACCCUGUAAAAUGGGUGUCUUGCCGGGAGGGGGAAUAAACGACCUUUGAAUUCA
Molecule: messenger RNA, 1085 nt
Organism: Pan troglodytes (chimpanzee)
Lineage: Eukaryota; Metazoa; Chordata; Mammalia; Primates; Hominidae
Exons: 2
Coding region: 322-975 (217 amino acids)
Source: RefSeq, a predicted model, not a curated record